Messenger RNA from Ananas comosus (pineapple), 1194 nucleotides. RefSeq lists its product as uncharacterized. The transcript is spliced from 3 exons. The record is from RefSeq and is a predicted model, not a curated record. The coding region runs from base 307 to 921 and encodes 204 amino acids. Lineage: Eukaryota; Viridiplantae; Streptophyta; Magnoliopsida; Poales; Bromeliaceae.
AAGUCUCUUAUUUCUCCUUUCCUUUUGCUUAGCGGAGAUUUAGUAGAAGCUUCCGAUCGACACUUGCCGCAGCAGCCAACAACAAGUGACGUGCGACGCCACGCACUCUCCCCUCUUAUUAGACUUUUGACGCGGCAAAUGAGCUCAAAAUUAUAAUCAUCAUCACCAUCAUUCCUCGUCAUCAAAAUCGACCGUUCCUAUUCUCCAUCUUCGCCUCUUCAUCAUAUAAUAAUUUGCAUAACAUAAUAAUAAUAAUAAGAAUUCUGAUCGACGACGCAAUUUUGAAAUAGUUAUCAAACCAAUUCGAUGGAGAAGAAGCACAAGGAGCUGCAGCUCUGGGCGCGGCUGUGGCGGUGGGCGAAGACCCUCUUCUUCGUGCUCACCAUGCUCGCCUCCCUCCUCCUCGUCUGCGCCCCUCCGCUUUUCGUCGUCGUGCUCGACCUCCUCCUCCCGACUUCUUUCCUCUCCUCGUACUUCCGCAGUAGCUCCCGAUUGUCCGCUACGAGACUCGCCGACCAGUUCCGGGAUUUCCACUUCCGGUCUUCUCUCGUCGACGUGCCCCUCGUCUCCGCCGCACGGUCGCUUGUCAUCCUGUGCGCUUAUGCGGCUUGCGGUGGGCGAGGAGUGUAUUUGGGAAUCACAACGCUCUGCAGUUUCACGUCGGCGUGUUAUGUUCUGGUGAAGUCGAUUGUUAUGCUCGGGGUGGCCUCCGGGGAGUGGGGGCGGCGGCACCGCGAUUUUGGGGAGAAGGGCGGGGCGGCGGCCGUGGAAGCGCUUUUUCUGAGCUCGCUGGCGCUUGCGGUGGCGCAUCUGGUGGUGGCGUACCGCACCAGCUGCAGGGAGCGGCGGAAGCUGCUUGUCUACAGAAUCGACAUCGAAGCAGUAAAGUUGAAGGGAGUGCAAACAAAAGGAGUGAAGUGAAAGUGUCAGAAAAAGUUACCAGCUUAAAUUAUUAAAAAAAAAAAGAAAAAUAUUUCCUACAUAUGGUAAGUGAAAACACUUUUUUUUCUUUUUUUUUUUUUUUUUUUUUUUUUUUGCGUCCACCACGAGACGAAAUAUUUGAAAAUACCCAUCAAAUGUAAGAUAUAGUUCUCCAAUUUUGAUUACAUGGUAAUGUACAUUCCAACUUGGGCAUAAAAAUAUGCCCAAGUAGAUUGCAGUGUAAUGUGUACAUAACAGAAUUUGCUUCCUAAU